AUGGAGGAAAAAGAGCACGAGCCGCGGAAGCUCUUCAUCGGCGGGAUCCCGCGCUGGGGGUACACUGCGGACAUGGUCAGGGCCCACUUCGCCCGCUACGGGCACGUGGUGGAAGCGCUGGUGAUGGCGUAUCCGGACGGCUGCGGCCGCUGUUUCGGCUUCGUCGAAUUCGAGGACGAGGAGGCGGUGCUCAGGGCGUUGGACUCCAAGGAGAGCGACAGGCUCGACGCCUUUUUCGGCUGCAAGGUCAAUGUGCUGAGGGCAGAAAAGAAACAAGAAACAAGAUCUGCACAGACUAGCACUACCUCUAAUUCAAAUGUUGGUUUGAAGAUAUUUGUGGGAGGAAAGCCAAAGGGUUUUGGCUUUGUCACAUUUGAUUCCAAGGAAGCUACAGUCAAGGUUUUAAAGGAUAGGUUUCAUUAUUUGAACGGGAUAAGUUUUGGCUUUGUCACAUUUGAUUCCAAGGAAGCUACAGUCAAGGUUUUAAAGGAUAGGUUUCAUUAUUUGAACGGGAUAAAAGUGGAAACUAAAAAUGCUGAACCAAAAGAUCGGCGCAGGUAUCAAAAUGGACACUGUUAUGAUUCAAUGGACAUGGUCAAGGGCAGAAUGUACUCUCUGCACAGUAGGUAUUAUGAUUCAAUGGACAUGGCCAAGGGUGGAAUGUACUCUCCGCACAGUUUACCUUAUGUCCCUUACUACAAUGGUCCUUAUUUGGCUUAUCCAUACCCAUAUCCCUAUCAUUACACACCUUAUGGAAUCAUAGACUAUGGCUACAUGGGGAACCAAAUGGACAACUCAUACGAUAGCAGAUUGAGUCACGUCAAGGGAAGUCAGCAGAAAAUUGGCAUACCGGCUUCCACUGGCAUGAAAUCAGACCUUGUGAAGUCAGAUUCCAACAACUUACUGUGA
Messenger RNA from Miscanthus lutarioriparius, 909 nucleotides. The record is from the annotation of a GenBank genome assembly. NCBI's taxonomy places the organism in Eukaryota, Viridiplantae, Streptophyta, Magnoliopsida, Poales, Poaceae.